Molecule: messenger RNA, 1647 nt
Organism: Microthlaspi erraticum
Lineage: Eukaryota; Viridiplantae; Streptophyta; Magnoliopsida; Brassicales; Brassicaceae
Source: the annotation of a GenBank genome assembly
AUGGCUGUCCUUAACGGCGGCAAGAAGCAUUGGUGGUUCACACACAAGAAGCUUGUUGAUAAAUACAUUAAAGACGCAAGGGCUCUAAUGGCGAGCGAGGACCAAAACGAUGCCGCUUUAGCCAUUCGUAUACUUGAAGAGGCUUUAGCGAUCUCGCCGCGUUUGGAAAUUGCGUUGGAGCUUAAAGCCAGAGCUCUGCUUUUUCUUCGUCGUUACAAGGACGUAGCUAAUAUGCUUCAAGAUUACAUUCCAAGCCUGAACCUCGCCGUGAACGACGAAGCUGAUGGAUCCGUUUCCUCCGAGGGCUCUUACUCUUCCUCCUCCUCCUCCUCCUCUCAACUCUCCCGGAAACUUCUCUCUCCUUGCCGUGACUCCUCCUCCUCCACCUCAUUCACGUGCUUCUCUCUUUCUGACUUGAAGAAGAAAGUAAUGGCAAGGAUCUUUAGAAACUGCGAUAAAGAUAAACAAUGGAGAUAUGCUGUGUUGGGACAAGCUUGUUGCCACCUAGGAUUAAUGGAGGACGCAUUGGUUCUUCUACAAACCGGAAAACGCCUCGCAACCGCCGAGUUCCGUCGUCAGAGUAUAUGCUGGUCCGAUGACAGCUUAUCUCUCCUUCUCUCUGAAUCAUCGUCAUAUUCUGCUUCUCCUCCAGGCAAAGUGAGCGAAUGCGAAACCGUCUCUCGCCUUCUCGCCCACACAAAACUCCUCCUCCGUCGUCGCGCCGCCGCAUUCGCCGCAUUUGACGCAGGCCAUUUCUCAGAAUCGAUCCGCCACUUCUCCAAAAUCCUCGACGGCCGUCGUCGCCCGGCGCCGCAAGGAUUUCUCGCCGAUUGCUAUAUGCACCGCGCCGCCGCUUACAGAUCCGCCGGGAAAAUCGCGGAGGCGAUUGCCGAUUGCAACAAAACGCUAGCCCUCGAGCCAUCGUGCAUCCACGCGUUGGAGACUAGAGCCGCGCUUCUGGAAACGGUUCGGUGUUUACCGGAUUCGCUUCACGAUUUAGAGCACUUGAAGAUUCUAUACAACACGAUCUUACGCGAUCGGAAACUUCCCGGACCACCGUGGAAACGGCACAAUGUGAAGUACAGAGAAAUUCCGGGGAAAUUAUGCGUUUUGACGACGAAAUCGAAGUUUUUGAAAGGGAAAAUCGCGAAUGGAGAAAUCGGGAAUGUCGAUUGCUACGGAUUGAUCGGAGUAAAACGCGGAUGCACGAGAUCGGAGCUCGAUCGAGCGAAUCUCUUGUUGUGUCUCAGGCAUAAACCUGAUAAGGCUUUGUCGUUCAUCGAUCGUUGUGAUUUCGUCGAUCACCAGGAGGUUGAUUCCGUCAAAGAUCGAGCGAGGAUGUCUUCGUUGUUGCUUUACCGUUUGAUUCAGAAAGGUUAUUCCGUUUUGACGGCGGCAAUAGCUGAGGAGGAACAGAGGAAGAUGAUGAUGGCGUUGACUCAAAAGUCAACGAAAAUGGUUGAAGACCACGAACCGGUUGAGAAACCUGGUUCAAUGAGUAUAAACGGUUUCUCGGAAGUAAAACCGGGAAAUUCAACCGCGUAUCAAGGAGUUUUCUGCCGAGAUCUUGUCGCGGUUGGGCAUUUAUUAUCGAGGACCGGUUUUAACCAACCGAUUCCAAUGAAAUUCCAAGCCCUCAGUUGUUGA